Messenger RNA from Doryrhamphus excisus (bluestripe pipefish), 3166 nucleotides. RefSeq names its product solute carrier family 71 member 2a (gene slc71a2a). Gene Ontology annotation, molecular function: transmembrane transporter activity. NCBI's taxonomy places the organism in Eukaryota, Metazoa, Chordata, Actinopteri, Syngnathiformes, Syngnathidae. Gene Ontology annotation, cellular component: membrane. The record is from RefSeq and is a predicted model, not a curated record. Gene Ontology annotation, biological process: transmembrane transport.
UGAAUCGACAACACACCCGGAAGUCAUGCGCUGCUUAGGUCCAAUUUACGAAUGUCCAUGAACGCAUCGUCUUGAGAGCAGCUGACUGAUCAGUCUGAAUAUCCACAGUGAGACAUUUUGCGGAGAGAUAAUUUUAUUGGUGUCAUCUCUUCCCUCGAUUAAGCCACUCAUUUCAAGAAGACAUCCUGGAAGCACUCGGAGAACCGCGGAUAUCAACGCGGCAAGGAUGCUUUGUGACCCGCUGCAGGUGUGAAGAGAUGGCGGGGGAGCCGCCGGUGGGCACCGGCCGAGUGGUGCUUGUCAAGAAGAUCAUCAUGAAGGACGGAUCCGUGCUCCAGCAGGGUAUAGGCCGACCGAGUGUGUACCAUGCAGUGGUGGUAAUCUUCCUGGAGUUCUUUGCCUGGGGUUUGCUGACCACACCUAUGCUCACAGUGCUCCAUGAAACAUUCCCCCAGCAUACUUUCCUGAUGAAUGGACUCAUUCAAGGCGUGAAGGGUCUUCUGUCGUUCAUGUCUGCUCCUCUGAUUGGUGCAUUGUCGGAUGUGUGGGGGAGACGGUCUUUCCUAUUGGUCACGGUCUUCUUCACCUGUGCCCCUAUCCCCCUCAUGAGACUCAGCCCCUGGUGGUACUUUGCCAUGAUCUCCAUGUCUGGAGCGUUCUCCGUCACCUUCUCGGUCAUCUUUGCGUACGUUGCAGAUGUGACAGAUGAACGAGAGAGGAGCACAGCUUACGGUCUGGUGUCUGCUACAUUUGCUGCUAGCCUGGUGACCAGCCCAGCAAUCGGGGCGUACUUGUCAGCCUGGUAUGGAGACAACCUGGUGGUCCUGGUGGCCACAUUGAUCGCCCUCGCUGACAUCUGCUUCAUCCUGUUGGCCGUGCCCGAGUCUUUGCCAGACAAGAUGAGGCUCAAUACUUGGGGAGCACCGAUAUCCUGGGAGCAAGCUGAUCCCUUUGCUUCUCUGAGGAAGGUGGGCCAGGACACCACAGUUUUACUCAUCUGUAUCACCGUGUUCCUCUCUUACUUGCCAGAGGCUGGACAGUACUCCAGCUUCUUCCUCUACCUGAGGCAGGUUAUAAAUUUCUCCUCUACAACCAUUGCUGUGUUUAUUGGGGUUGUGGGCAUUCUAUCCAUUGUAGCACAGACCCUUCUACUCACAUUGCUGAUGAGGACUCUGGGUAAUAAAAACACUGUUCUCUUGGGUUUGGGCUUCCAGAUCCUUCAGUUGGCCUGGUACGGCUUUGGAUCAGAGCCAUGGAUGAUGUGGGCAGCUGGUGCUGUGGCAGCCAUGUCCUCCAUCACCUUCCCCGCAGUCUCAGCUCUGGUGUCACAGUCUGCAGAUCCCGAUAAACAAGGUGUAGUCCAGGGGAUGAUCACUGGGAUCAGAGGCUUGUGUAACGGUCUGGGUCCAGCUUUGUAUGGAUUCAUCUUCUUCCUCUUCAAUGUGGAGCUCAACAGCAUGGACCCCAUCCAGGGAGAUUUUGACCCCCUGCCUCUGCACAGUCCCACUGAGCAAUCUCUCAUCCCCGGCCCGCCUUUCCUUUUGGGAGCUUGCACCGUGGUUGUCGCCUUCCUGGUUGCGCUCUUCAUACCGGAGAAACCGCCCUCUGCUGCCGCGUCCUCUCCGCUCCCUCUUAGCGAUAAGCCCCGUCCAGGCAGCAAAGAGUCGCUGUCCUCUCUGGCAGGCAUCCACAUCAACACACCUCUCCCGGGCAGCGACGAAGAAUCUCCUCCCGCCACAAGCGAGGAGGACUUUGAGCCUCUGCUGCAGGACAGUAUCGUUUGAUGGACCACAGCGUGCGGAACUAACAUUGUGAUUAACAUUUUGUUCAAAAGGGAGGAGAGCACAUUUUAUUUGCGGUGUAAUGAGCUGUUGAUUGUCUUGUUGUUAUGAUUGACAGCAGGAAGCGCCAAUAGCGUUGUUGCUUUGCCGGAGGGCAUGGCAUUUUACUGGACGGACCAGUUUAAUGCGGCAGCUGCAAAGUGCUCCCAAUGUGAAGCCAUUGCUUAACUGGAUCAAGGCAGCGAUUUGAUUUGACCGAACGAAAGCCAGCUUUUCAUACACGUUCAAGAAGGCAAAACAAAGUUUGAAAAGUCAUGUUGUCAAAAGAAGAUUCAUUCAACCACACUCCUAAAUGUCCAAAUACUUAUGUAACCAACAUAAUAGUAUGCUGUUCAAAGAAAGUGGAUGACUGCUUUUCCUGAAAUUGUUCAUAUUCAAAUACAGUUGGUCCUUGGGUUAGGCGAUGCAAGUUGAGUUUUGGCCCAAUUUGGACCUUAUUAUAUUGUCAAUUAACAGUCAUAGAAAGAUUAAUCGAGAUCAAUUAGACUAAUACAGAGACAACAACUCUCUUUGUAACAGCGUCUCUGAUGAUGUUCAUUUUCACUCCCACGGUGAUGGCUUUCCUUUUCUUUGGUCGCUUGGGACAUAAAAUGAAGUGUAAAAAGUUCACCAACAAGCGAUGUUUAUCCGCCCAGAAGGAGGCACACAUGGCGUGUAAACCGAGGACCACAUGUACUAUAAUAACACUAUAAUGUCACAGAUGUAUGCUACCAACUUGUGAAUGUACUCCCAGUAUUUUCUCACCAAAGUCAUUCCAACACAUAAAAAUGUCCGUAAAUCUGGUUUGAACGUCCUCCUAAAUGCCAUGUUUGGACCAUUUGCUCCUUGAGGAGGAAAUAUGGAACACUUGGACUGUAGUGACCAGUUACAGUGUACAUAAUGACUUGCUUUAAGACCUUCAAAUGGAACUGAACACGAGCCAUGGGUCUGGUCUUCUUGCUUGGAGUUGGGAUUAGACUCCGUAACACUGAAAGGUUAUAACCAUCGUAGAGACCUUUUAAUGGUGUUUAACUGACAACCCAAAAUAUGUUCUCAUCACCUUCUAUUUUGAAAUCAUCAAAAUCAAAUAGUUUAUCUCUCCCAGGAAUGAUGAUUGUAUUUAGGAGGAAAUUGUCCAAACCCAUAACAUAAUUCCGAUGAAAGUGUUAUUUGAUUGUGACCCACGGCACUGAAAGGGUCUCAAUGCUGUAAAUGUUGUACAUAGAUUCAAUGUUUGUCAUGAAACCAAAUGUACAUGGGAUUGACUUUAAAUGUAUGUUUUUUCUGAAUGUGUUAAGAAAAAAACAAGUUGUUGGUUAGUAGAAAUUAAAAGAGAACACACCUGA